CGUGGCCGGAAAGCCCCGCCCCCCGGGGUGUGAUGAGCUGCCGCGGGCUCAGCGCGCGCCGCGACCGCAGCGCAGCUCCCCCCUGAGCUCUCCCAGCGACGCCGCCCCCUCCCCAAAUUUGGGGGUCCCCCGAGGCCGCCAUGCUGUCCCCCCCCCCCUUGGACCCCCUGGAGCUGCCGCGGUUCAGCGACCCCCGCUGGGAGGGGGAGGGGGGCGCGGGGGGGCCCGAGGAGGAGGAGGAGGAGGAGGAGGAGGACGAAGGCUCCGCCCGGCGCUUCGAGCGCUCCCGCAUCAAAGCCUUGGCAGACGAGCGCGAGGCCGUGCAGAAGAAAACCUUCACCAAGUGGGUGAAUUCUCACCUGGCGGGGGGGGCGCACCUGGGGGACCUGUACAGCGACCUGAGGGACGGGCGGCUCCUGCUGAGGCUGCUCGAGGGGCUCUCGGGGGAGACCCUGCCGCGCCCCACGCGGGGCCGGAUGCGCAUCCACUGCCUGGAGAACGUGGAGAAGGCGCUGCGGUUCCUGCGCGAGCAGCGCGUGCACCUGGAGAACGUGGGCUCGCACGACAUCGUGGACGGCAACCCCCGCCUGACCCUGGGGCUGGUCUGGACCAUCAUCCUGCGCUUCCAGAUCCAGGACAUCAGCGUGGAGACCGGGGACACGCGGGAGAGGAAAUCGGCCAAGGACGCGCUGCUGGCCUGGUGCCAGAUGAAAACCGCGGGGUACCCCAAUGUGAACGUGCAGAAUUUCACCACGAGCUGGAGGGACGGGCUGGCGUUCUGUGCCCUCAUCCACCGGCACCGGUGUGGGGAGGGGGCUGCGGAGGGGCUGGGGGGUGGGGAGGGGGCUGUGGGGAGGAUUUGGGGGUCUGACCGCCCGUGCCCCCCAGAUGUGGCCGUGGAGCAGCCGGACGAGCGGUCAGUGCUGACCUACGUGGCCGCGCUCUACCAUCACUUCUCCAGGAUGAAGGCGCUGGCCGUGGAGGGAAAACGCGUCGGGAAGGUGCUGGAGGCGGCGCGCGAGGCCGAGGGCCUGGCCGGCCGUUACGAGGCGCAGGCGGCCGAGCUGCUGGGCUGGAUCCAGCGCUCGCUGGGGCUGCUCACGGACCGGCGGCUGCCCCGCGGCAUCCCCGGCCUGCAGGGGCAGCUCCAGGCCUUCAGCGCCUACCGCACCACCGAGAAACCGCCGCGGUUUGAGGACAAGGGCUCCCUGGAGGUUCUGCUGUUCUCGCUCCGGAGCCGCCUCCGCGCCAACAACCAGAGACAGUUCGUGCCGCGGGAGGGGACGCACAGCGCCGACAUCAACAGGGCGUGGGAGCGGCUGGAGAAGGCGGAGCACGGGCGGGAGCUGGCGCUGCGCUCGGAGCUGCUCCGGCAGCAGCACCUGGAGCAGCUGGCGGCCCGGUUCCACCGCAAGGCGGCGCUCAGGGAGACCUGGCUGGGGGACAACCAGCGCCUGGUGGCACAGGACAAUUUCGGGGGGUCGCUGGGCGGUGUCGAGGCCGCGCUGCGCAAGCACGAGGCCAUCGAGAGCGACAUCGCCGCCUACGGCAGCCGCGUGCGCGCCGUCACCGCCGUGGCCGCCGAGCUGGAGGCCGAGCGCUAUCACGACAUGGGCGGCAUCGCGACACGGCGCGACCACGUGGUGUCGCUUUGGGAGGCGCUGCGGGCUCAGGUGGCGGCGAGGCGAGAGCGGCUCCGGGCGCACCUGGAGCUGCAGCGGCUCCUGCGCGACCUGGAGCACCUGAUGGGCUGGAUGGAGGAGAUGGAGGUGCGGCUGCAGUCGCGGGAUUUCGGGCAGCACCUGAGCCAGGUGGACGAUCUGCUGCAGAUCCACGCCCUGGUCGAGGGGGACGUGGCGGCCCAAGCCGAGAGGGUUCGGAGUGUGGGGGCGGCGGCCGAGCGAUUCCUCGGGGAGGGGGGCGGGUACCGCCCGUGCCCCCCGGAGCAGCUGCGGGCCCGCGUGGCCGCUCUGGAGCUCCGUUACCGGGGGCUCUCGGCGCUGUCGGCGCAGCGGCGGCUGCGGCUGGAGCGCUCCCGGCGCCUCUGGAAGUUCCUGUGGGACGCGGGCGAGGAGGAGGCCUGGAUGCGGGAGCAGGAGCGGCUCCUGCGCUGCCCGGAGCUGGGCCGGGACCUGCCGGGAGCGCUGAGGAUGCUGAGCCAGCUCGAAGCCAUCCGAGGGGCGCUGGGGGGACGCGCGGGGCCGCUGCAGCAGCUGCUGGAGCGGGGCCGGGAGCUGCUGGCGCAGGGAGCCCCCGACGGAUCCGCUCCUGGAUCGGUGGAAUCCACACCUGGAUCAGUGGAAUCCACACCUGGAUCAGUGGAAUCCACACCUGGAUCAGCGGGAUCCGCUGCCGGAUCGAUGGGAGGCUCAAAACCCGCGGAAUCCGCUGCCGGAUCCACCUCCAGAUCCACGGAGGGACCCCCGGAAUCCAAGAACGCCUCCCUGGAAUCCCCCCCUGCAUCCACGGAGGGACCCUCGCCAUCCUCCACCAGACCCUCGGAACGCCCCGACGGCUCCACGGAACCCACCGGGGCACCCACAGCCCGCCCUGAGGGACCCCCGGGCCCCGCUCCCGGCUGCCCCGACCCCGCGGCCGCCGUGUCCCGGCGGAUCCGGGAGCUGGAGUCGCUCUGGGCGGCGCUGCCGGCGCUGGCCGGGGCCCGGGAGCGGCGGCUCCGAGCGGCCGCGGGGCGGUUCCAGCUGGACGCGGAGGCGGCCGAGGCCGAGGCGUGGCUGGCGGCCGCCGCCCGCAGAGUGGCGGCGCCGGAGCUCGGGCACGACGAGCGCUCGGCGGGGAUGCUGGAGCGGCGCCUGCGGGAGCUGCAGGACGAGAUGCGGCGGCGAGGGCCGGCGCUGGCGGCGCUGCGGGAGCAGGCGGUGCCCGGCGAUGCCGCCGAACUUCCCGACGUGGUGGUGCCGGGGCUGGCGGAGCGGCUGGCGGAGCUGGAGCGGCGGCACCGGGAGCUGGAGGAGCGGGCGGAGCUGCGGCGCCUGGAGCUGCGGGACGCGCUGGGGUUGUUCGCGGCGCGCAGCGAGGCCGAUGCCUGCGCGCUCUGGGUGGGAGAGAGGGAGCAGUGGCUGCUCUCCAUGGAGAUUCCCGAGCGCAUCGAGGACCUGGAGGUGGUGCAGCAGCGGUUCGAGACGCUGGAGCCGGAGCUGGCGGCGCUGGCGGCGCGCGUGGCCUCCGUGGGCCGCGUCACGGAGGAGCUGCGGGGAUCCGGGGACAGGAACCGGGACAGCGCCCGCGACACCUGGGAGCAGCUCCGGGACAGGUGGGAGCGGUUCCGCGCGCUGGCCGAGCGCAAGAAGGUGGCGCUGACCGCGGCGCUGAACAUCCACAACUUCCGCCUGGAGUGCCACGAGACGCGGGGCUGGAUGCGGGAGAAGACGGCGGCGAUCGAGGCCACGCGGGCGCUGGGCCGGGACCUGGCGGGGAUCACGGCGCUGCAGGCGAAGCUCUCGGGGAUGGGGCGCGACCUGGACGCCAUCCAGGGAAAGCUGCGGGAGCUGCGCGCCGAGGGCGAGAAGCUGCAGCGGGAGCAGCCCGAGAGAGCGCCCGAGAUCGGCGAGGAGCUGGCGGCGCUCGAGGCCGAGUGGGACGCGCUGCGCCGGUGCCACCGGAGCCGCGAGGAGUCGCUGGGGCAGGCGCGGCGGCUCCAGGGCUUCCUGCGGGACCUGGCGGCGCUGCAGGCCUGGCUGUCCCGCACCCGCGCGGCCGCGGGCUCCGAGGAUGUGCCCGCGUCCCUGGCCGAGGCCGAGGGCUCCCUGCGGCAGCACGAGAGCCUCCGCACCGAGAUCUCGCACUACGGCGCCGAUUACCGGAGCGCCCGCGCCGCCGGCCGGGAGGUGACGCGCGGACAGACGGACGCGCAGAGUCUGUCCCUGCUGCAGCGCCUGGAAGCGCUGGAUGCGGACUGGGAAGAGCUGGGCCGGGUGUGGGAGAAGCGGCAGCGGCUCCUGGCCCAGGCUGUCGCCUUCCACGUGUUCCUGCGGGACGCCAAGCAGGUGGAGGGGACGCUGGGGAAGCAGGAGCACACGCUGGCCCACACGGAGAUGCCGAGCACGGUGCCGGGGGCGGAGGCGGCCGUGAGGAGGCUGGAGGAGUUCCUGGCCGCGCUGGACACCGGCACCGAGCGCGUCCGGGCGCUCACGGACACCGGCAGGAAGCUGCUGGACGAGGGCGGCGUCCACGUGGAAAAGGUGCGGGAGACGGUGGAGUCGGUGGAGAGCAGGCACCAGAAGAUCCGGGAAUCGGCCCAGGAGCUGCUGGGGCGGCUGCGGGAUAACUGGGAGCUGCAGAAGUUCCUGCAGGAUGGGCAGGAGCUGACGCUGUGGCUGAACGAGAAGCUGCCGGUGGCCCGGGACGUGUCCUACGAGGGCACGCGGGACCUGCAGGGCAAGUGGCAGAAGCACCAGGCCUUCGCCGCCGAGCUCGCCGCCAACCGGGGCUGGCUGGAGGCGCUGGAGAAGGACGGCGAGCAGCUGGCACGGGCACGUCCAGCCCUGGCCGGACAAGUGACCGCUCCCCGGCAGGAGCUGCGGGCGCUGUGGGCGCAGGUGGAGGCGGCGGCGGCCGCCAAGGGCCGGGGUCUGGCCGAGGCCGCGCGCGCCGAGAGCUGCGCCCAGGCCUGCGCCGGACUGCGCUCGUGGCUGGCCGGGGUCCGCGCCCAGCUCCGCUCCGGCCACUGCGGCCAGGACCUGACCAGCGUGGGGGUCCUGCUGACCCGGCACCAGCUGCUGGAGACGCAGGCGGCGCUGCGGGAGCAGGAGGUGGGGGCGCUGCGGGCCCAGGCCGGGGGGCUCAGCCCGGGGCACCCCCGGAGCGCGGGGGUGCAGGAGCAGGUGCGGGAGCUGGAGCAGCAGUUCCGGGAGCUGCGGGAGCCGCUGCGGGAGCGCGGGCGGAGCCUGGCGGCCGCCAGGGAGCUGCACCAGUUCCGGAGGGACCUGGAGGACGAGCUCCUGUGGGUACAGGAGCGCCAGGCCCUGGCCAUGUCCACGGACCACGGCAAGGACCUUCCCUCGGUGCAGCUGCUGCUCCAGAAGAACGAGACGCUGCAGAAGGAGCUGCAGGGCCGCGAGCGCCGCGUGUCGGAGCUGCUGGAGCGGGGGGCGCUGCCCGGCCCGGGGCUCCCGGAGCCGGGGGUGCCCGAUGGGGUGCCCGGGGGUGUCCCGGAGCCGGGGGUGCCCGGAGGGGUCUCCGGAGGGGUCGCGGCCCUGAGGGAGGCCUGGAAGGAGCUGAGGGCGCAGGUGGAGCGGAGGCAGCGGCGCCUGGAGGCCGCGCUGGCCGCCCAGCGCUUCCUGCGCGACGCCGCGGCCGCCGAGGCCUGGCUGGGGGAGCGGGAGCUGCACAUGCUGGCCCAGGACAAGGCCAAGGACGAGCCGGGCGCCCAGGCCAUGCUGAGCCGGCACCUGGGGCUGGAGCAGGAGCUGCGCGACUACGGCGGCACCGUGGAGCUGCUGGCGGAGCAGGGCCGGGCCAUGGCGGGCAGCGGGCACCCCGACGGCGAGCGGCUCCGUGCCCGCGCGGCGCAGCUGCAGCGUCUCCACGCGGGGCUGUGCCACCUGGCCGGGGAGCGCAGGGCCACCCUGCAGGGCCACCACCGCCUGUGCCAGCUGCGCCGCGACCUCGACGACCUGGAGCAGUGGAUCUCGGAGAGAGAGGUGGUGGCAGCGUCCCGGGAGCUGGGACAGGACUUCGAGCACGUCACGCUGCUGCGGGACAAGUUCCGCGAGUUCUCCCGGGACACGGGCGGGCUGGGCCAGGAGCGGGUGGACGCGGCCAACGCGGCGGCGGCGGCGCUCAUCUCCGGGGGCCACCCCGAGCGCGCGGCCGUGGCGCAGUGGCAGGCGGGGCUCAACGAGGCCUGGGCCGAGCUGCUGGAGCUGGUGGCCACGCGGGCGCAGGAGCUGGCGGCCGCCCACGACCUGCAGCGCUUCCGCCGCGACGCCCGCCAGGUGCUGGAGCAGCUCCGCGCCAAGGCCCGGCAGGUGCCCGAGGAGCUGGGCCGGGACCUGCGCGGCGCCGAGGGGCUGGAGAGGCAGCACCGCGCCUUCGAGCACGACGUGCAGGCGCUGAGCGUGCAGGUGUCGGCUGUGCAGGAGUCUGCUGCCCGCCUGGCCGCGGCGUACGCGGGCCCUCGGGCCGAGGAGCUGCGGGCGCAGGAGGGCGCGGUGGCCGCGGCCUGGGCCGAGCUCCGCGGGCGCUGCCAGCGCCGGCGCCGCCUGCUCGGGGACAGCGUGGAGCAAUUCCGGUUCCUGCGCGCCGCCCGCGACCUGCGGCUCUGGAUGGACGGCGUGCAGCUGCAGCUGCAGGCCCGCGAGAGGCCCAGGGAUGUCACCGCGGCCGAGCUGCUGAUCCAGCAGCACCAGGGGCUGCGGGCGGAGCUGGAGGCGCGCGAGGGCUCCUUCGGGGCGGCCGUGGCCGCGGCCACCGCGCUGCUGCAGCGGGGCCACCACGACGCCGACAAGCUGUCCCAGGAGCUGGCCGAGCUCCAGGAGCGCCGCAGGGACAUCGGGGAGCGCUGGCAGGACAAGCUGGAGUGGCUGCAGACUGUGCUGGAGGUGCUGGUGUUCGGGCGCGAUGCGGCCACGGCCGAGGCCUGGCUGGCCAGCAGGGAGCCCCUGGCCCGCGCCCCCGAGCUGGGCUCCAGCCUGGCCGAGGCCGAGACCCUCCUGAAACGGCACCAGAGCUUCCAGAAGGCGGCGGCAGCCUGGGAGGAGAGAUUCGCUGCCCUGAGCCGCCUCACCACGCUGGAGGAGAAGGAGCGGCGGCGGCGGCAGCAGGAGGAGGAGGAGGCGGCGAGGAAGCUGCAGCCCCCCGAGCCCCCCCCGGCGCAGGCCCAACUCGGGGGGACCCCCCCGGUGGUGCCCCCCGAGAGCCAGGACGGGGGAGGGGGCGGGGAGGGGCCGAGGGCCACGCCCACCCCCCAGAGCCGCCCCCCGGAGCCCCCGGCCCUCAACGGGAUCCGCCCCGACGGCGCCGCGGGCCAGGUCCCCAAAGCGGCGCAGGAGGGGGGGCCCGGCCCGGGGGGAGGGGCGGCCACGCUGCCCCCCCGCGCCCCUCCCCCGCCCGAGACCCUCGAGGGGGGGCUGUGCCGGAAACAGGAGCUGGAGGCGCCCGGCAAGAGAGCCACCAACAGGUCGUGGCAGAGCCUGUACUGCGUCCUGCGGGGGGGGGUCCUGAGCGUGUUCAAGGACGCGCGGGGGGCUGGGGCGGGGGUCCCGUACCACGGCGAGCCCCCCACCCCCCUGCGCGGGGCCCGCUGCCAGCCCGCCACCGCCUACCGCAAACGGAAACACGUCUUCAGGCUGGGGCUGAGCGAUGGGAAGGAAUUCCUGUUCCAGGCUAAGGACGAGGCCGACAUGUCCCUGUGGCUCCGGGCCAUCGAAGCCGCCGCCGCCUCCGCCGGGGCCGUGCCGGGCUCGGGGGGGCCCCGGGAGGGUUCGGGGGUGCCCGGGGGCCCCCCCAAGGCGAUGUCGAGGGCCCUGAGCCUCCCCCCGGUGCCCCCCCCGGCCGAGGGAGCCCCCCGGGCCCGCGAGCACAAGGAGAGGGAGAAACGCUUCAGCUUCUUCAAGAAGAACAAAUAGGGAGGGAGAGUUUGGGGGGGUCCCGUGGGAUGGAGGGACACGGGGGGGACACGGGGGGGGCUCGGUGUGUGUCCCCCCCCAUCCCCUGUCCCGGUGAUGUCACUGUGCAGCCCCCAAGCCCCCACCCCAAUAAAGUGAUUGGA
Molecule: messenger RNA, 7732 nt
Organism: Zonotrichia leucophrys gambelii
Lineage: Eukaryota; Metazoa; Chordata; Aves; Passeriformes; Passerellidae
Product: spectrin beta chain, non-erythrocytic 1-like
Exons: 35
Coding region: 141-7589 (2482 amino acids)
Biological process (GO): actin cytoskeleton organization
Cellular component (GO): plasma membrane; spectrin; cell projection
Molecular function (GO): actin filament binding; phospholipid binding; structural constituent of cytoskeleton
Source: RefSeq, a predicted model, not a curated record